UGCUGUCCGAUGCCUGCGUGUUAUCUCGUCGGUUGUCGUUUGCCGAUUAGUAACGGUGCACUCCUUCUUUAUCUCUCUCGCCUAAAGCAGAGGAAGAGGUCGCUGAAGAGCUUCAUGAUGAGGAAGAGGAGGAAGAGGCCCUUGCAGGUGAAGAGGAGGAAAAGGAGACCAUGCAGGAGCCAGAUGCCGCGGAGGAGCUGGAAGAAGGCGAAGAGGAGGCAAAGCCUAAGCCAAAACCGUUCAUGAUGCCCAACCUGGUACCGCCGAAGAUCCCCGAUGGGGAGAAAGUUGAUUUUGACGACAUCCACCGAAAGCGCAUGGAGAAGGACCUGAACGAGCUGCAGACCCUGAUCGAGGCCCACUUCGAGAACCGCAAGAAGGAGGAAGAGGAACUGAUCAACCUGACGGACCGGAUUGAAAAACGUCGAUCUGAACGUGCAGAGCAGCAUAGGAUCCGCAGCGACAGAGAGAAGGAACGCCAGAAACGGGUGGAGGAGGAGAAAGCGAGGAAGGAGGAGGAAGAGGCAAAGAAGAAAGCUGAUGAUGACGCAAAGAAGAAGAAGACCCUCACCAGCCUCCAUUUUGGAGGUUACAUGCAGAUGACGGAGAGGCGGAGCGGAAAGAAGCAGACAGAGCGCGAGAAGAAGAAAAAGAUCCUCGGCGAUCGCCGGAAACCUCUGGACAUCGAUGACCUGAGCCAGGACAAGCUAAAAGAAAAGGCCAGCGAGCUGUGGAAGUGGCUGCACCAGCUGGAGGCAGAGAAAUUUGAGCUGCAAUACAAGUUCCAACGGCAGAAAUAUGAGGUUAACGUCCUGAGGAACCGCGUGAGCGACCACCAGACAACCUCAAAGAGAACGAAGAGACUGAGGAAGUGAAGAUCUCUGGAAGAUGAAGACGAGAGCCCUUCAGUCAAUGAGUCCUGAUCUCUGCUGCCAACGACCUUACAGGCUCUUUCUUACCAUGAUCUGGCUUUCCUUCAAUAUUCACGCCCAUGUGUGCACUGCUGACAUGUUGCUGCCAUUGCUUCACAAAAUGUCUACAAUAUUAGUCUUUCAAUACUCUGUAUUGAUAUUUUCUAUUUGUCAUUUUUCCCUUAAAGUAGGUCCUUGUGAAUAGACUUUAAGUUUUCUUUCUGGGGUUUAUUUGAGACCAUUCUGACACACCCUGUAUCCAUAGAUAAAUCAAGAAUUAAAGCUCAAAACGACAUAUAAAA
Molecule: messenger RNA, 1213 nt
Organism: Anguilla rostrata (American eel)
Lineage: Eukaryota; Metazoa; Chordata; Actinopteri; Anguilliformes; Anguillidae
Gene: tnnt2a
Product: troponin T type 2a (cardiac)
Exons: 12
Coding region: 171-875 (234 amino acids)
Biological process (GO): cardiac muscle contraction; sarcomere organization; regulation of muscle contraction
Cellular component (GO): troponin complex
Molecular function (GO): troponin I binding; troponin C binding; tropomyosin binding
Source: RefSeq, a predicted model, not a curated record